UCCCGUCUUCUGCAUACCUAACCAAACUCUCGCACCUUCCUCUUUCCUUCGCGCUCAAGUCACCCUCUCGUUCCCUCCUCUUCGGAGAGAAGAGAUUGCUGCUUGAACAGGUUUCCUUUCCUUUCCUCUCUUCUCUCCGCCUGCAAAAUACGUAGUAUUUUCUUGUCUAUAAACUUUGAAUUCCCACUUUUUUUUUCUUGUCCAUUUUAACAAGUCGUAUUCAUCGAUUUCUCCAAUACCCAGAAUUUUAUUUCGUGUAAAUUGUACGCACGCAGUUUCCUUCUUCCCCAGCAUGGCUUUCUUGAGAAUUUUCCUUCUUUUUUCUCUACUUUCCCUCGCGUUUUCUCACGAGACUUUCAACUCCCACGUUCUUCCGAGGCCUUUGAUCCUCGAAUACCCCGAGAACGUCGAGAUCCAGUUCAAGGAAUUCGCUGAGGAGCUCAGAUUACAGUGUACCAGUUGGAGAUUCGCGGCUGAGACCAACAAUCUCAGCCCCUGGAAAACAAUCCCGCAGGAAUGUGUGGACUAUGUGAAGGAUUACAUGAUGGGCCGGGCGUAUAGUAUCGAUGUCGAGAGGGUGUCGAAGGAGGCCGGAGUUUUCGCCAAGAGUGUGGAAUUGAGUGGGGAUGGGAAGGAUGCUUGGGUUUUCGAUGUAGACGAGACCUUGCUUUCGAAUCUUCCGUAUUACGCUGAACAUGGUUAUGGCUUGGAGAUUUUUUAUCCUGUGGAGUUCGACAAGUGGGUUGAGAAGGCAAGAGCACCCGCUAUACAGCCCAGUUUGAAACUCUAUGAAGAGAUAUUGGGUUUGGGAUUCAAGGUUUUCUUGCUGACAGGGCGCAGUGAGAGGCAGAGAGGGGUUACUGUUGAGAAUUUGAAUAAUGCGGGAUUUCAGAAUUGGGACAAGCUCAUAUUGAGGGCCUCUGAUGACCAUGCAAAAUUAGCCACAAUAUACAAGUCGGAGAAGAGGAACGAGAUGGUAGAAGAGGGAUACCGGAUUCUGGGGAAUUCCGGGGACCAGUGGAGCGAUUUAUUGGGUUCAUCACCAUCCGUCCGCUCUUUCAAGCUUCCAAAUCCCAUGUAUUACAUUCCCUAAUGGGGGAAUCACUUCAAAUCCUAUAUUUAUGAAUACAUAACUAUAUAUAUAGUAAGGGGAUCAAAA
Messenger RNA from Corylus avellana, 1159 nucleotides. Its product is annotated as HAD superfamily, subfamily IIIB acid phosphatase. Lineage: Eukaryota; Viridiplantae; Streptophyta; Magnoliopsida; Fagales; Betulaceae. The record is from RefSeq and is a predicted model, not a curated record. Gene Ontology annotation, molecular function: acid phosphatase activity.